AUAUUUCAAAAUUGAUACAUAUCAAGACUAGAUAUAUUCAAUGCAUUGAUCAUCCAAUUAUACUUAAUAUAUUUUUUUAUUGCAUUGAAUUCAUGUUUUCAAGAUAUUAAGAUUUUAUCAUUCCAGUGUCAUGUUCAAGCACUAAUUUGAUAAUUGUGUAAAUAAAUUGUAAUAUUAGUAAUGAUGAAAUUUCAAUAUAAAUUAUAAAAGAAUACAUUCGAUAAAUGCGAAUUUUUGAUAUUAUUAUAUUAUGUCAUAAAUCAUAUGUUUUGUGAAAUUGUCAUUUUAAAAAUUGUAAAUUUCAGAAUGUAAUAUCUAUAUUUUUGUAUAUUAAAAAUUAAGACAUUGUAAUUUUAGAAGAAAAAUGAUGAAAAAUAUUCAAUUGAUUUCCUUUAUCUCAUUUAUAAUCAUGUAUAAAAAAAAAAAUAUAUACAGAAAGAGAAUAAAUAAUGAAGAAAAAGAGUAGAAAUAAAAUAAAAAUUCAGGAAUCAACACUAUCUCUAAAAUGUCGUUAAUGAAACAUAAAUAUAGAAAAAAUGAGAAAAUAAUAAAAAAAAAAAUGAUGACAAAUAUAAAAUAGGAAUUAUUUAUCAAUACCACUUCGAAUACUUUUAGAAAUAUUUUUAACAUUUAAGAAAUGUCAAUUUUCUGUACAUUCUAUUUUAUUUUGUCUUUAAAAAAAUAUUUUUAUCAAAAGAUGAUGUUCAUGGUAAAUUCUUAUUCUAUUUCUAUCCUUGUCUAUAUUGAUUCUUGAGUUUUUAUUUUCUCUUUCGCCCACUUUCGUUUGUACUUAUUCUACAAAACUUGUGUUGAAGCAAUGAUUCCGAUAUUUAAUUAACUUUAUUAUCCUUUUUUGUCUAUUGAUUAAAAAUUUUAAUUUAUAAAAUAAUAAAAAUUGAUUAAAAAAUCAACUAUUCGAUUCAAUUUUUAUAUAUAAAAAAUUUAAAAAAGCAAAAAUUCUCGUGAUAUAAAAUAGCAUUUGACAUCUAUUUUGUCUAUCUCAGUAGUAGCAAGUGCAAUAUCUAAAACAUGAAUUAUGUGGUUAUUUCUAGGGAUUUUAUUUCUAAAAUAUCUUCAAAAAUUAAUAUAAUUGCAAUCUUCUAUAUAAUAACAUAUUAAAGAACAUGGCGGUUAGUUGAUGGAAAGGUGUACGUAAACAAAACGUUAAGUUUUACUAAUCUUGUAAUUAACAGUUACUUGUAAAUAGUAAUAAUAAUAAUAAAUGUAUAUAAAUAUAUAUACAUAAUUGUAAAUAAUUAAAUAUAUGAUAUAUGAUUAUUAAAAACUGUACAAUAUUAUUACAUGUGAAUAAUAUACAUCUACUGUACAUUCAAAAAAUCAAUAAUUUUUUGUAAGAGUUUAAAAUCAUAUUAAUUUAUUGAGUGCUAAUUAUAAAAAAUGGCUGAUUCUGAAGAGGAAAACGAUAAAGAUAUAAUAUCUGGAAUCAAUAUGACUGGUUUUUUAUUUGGAAACAUUGAUGACAAUGGUCAAUUGGAAGAUGAUAUUCUUGAUCCAGAAGCAAAGCAACACAUAACUUCAUUAAAUAGACUUGGAUUAAGUUCAUUUAUUCGCGAAAUGAUGUUAAAUGAAGAUAUUAUUGAAGAAAAGGGUAAUGAAUCUAAUGAUAAAAUUGAAGAAGAAAAUGAUGCAGCUGAUGAAAAAGAUAUAAAUUAUGUAGAAAAAUCACCUAGUGCACUUGAUUUUUCUGAUAUAAAUGAAUUAGCAGAAGAUGAAAAAGAAGAAAGUAACAAACAGGACAUAUUUGAAGGUAAACCUGAGAAGGAAAAUGCUGAUUAUGAUGCAGAUGAUGAAGAAGUUAUUAUUAAAUCUGAUACACAAUUAAUGCCACCUCCUCCAAUACCUGAAGAAAAAGAAGCACUUACAGCAGAAGAAGCAGAAGCUGCACGUCAGCGUAAAUUAGAAACUCCCCUUGCUUCUAUGCUACCAUCAAAAUAUGCCAAUGUAGAUGUUACUGAAUUAUUUCCUGACUUUCGAGCUAAUAAAGUUCUAAGAUUUUCAAGAUUAUUUGGUCCAGGAAAACCUAGUAGUCUUCCACAAAUAUGGAGAGGUGUCAAAAGGAGACGUAAAAAGAAACGUCAUCAUGAUGUUAGAGAUUCUGAUUCUGGUUCUGAUCAGGAAGAAAAAAAAUCAAAAUUUAAAGGUUGGGUAAUGCAAUAUGGUACAGAUCAAACUCCAGAUAUGUAUUGUUCUGAUGAUGAAAAUAAAUUAUUAAUGCCAAUAGAAGAUAAAGAACAAAUUGGCAAAACAGGUGAAACUGGUGAAAAUGGAGAUAUGGGACCAAAAGUAGCAGAUUGGCGAUUUGGUCCUGCACAGCUUUGGUAUGAUAUGCUUCAAGUUCCAGAAACUGGAGAUGGUUUUAAUUAUGGAUUUAAACUUAUUGAUAAGACAGAUGAAUUAAAUAAUAAAGAUAAAAAUAUUAGAGAUACUAAUGAAGAAUUUUCUGAUGAUGCAUUUUUAAUGGUAUCACAAUUGCAUUGGGAAGAUGAUGUCAUAUGGAAUGGUGAUGAUAUAAAGCAUAAGGUAUUACAGAAAUUAAAUAGUAAAAAUAAUGCGGCUGGAUGGGUACCAUCCAGUGGAAAUAGAACUGCUCAGGCAUUUAGUCAACCAGGCAAAGGUGCACCUGUAUCAGUUACAUCAAAUGUUCGAUUAGCCACUUCACAAAUUACAACUCCAUUACAUAUGCAAUCUCAAAAAACUAAAAUGAACAUGAAUAAAGCGAAUCAACAACAAAAUCGAGAAGAAAAUUAUGACGAUACUUGGUAUUCGAUUUUUCCUGUAGAAAACGAAGAAUUGGUAUAUGGUCUUUGGGAGGAAGAAGUAAUUUGGGAUCCUGAAAAUAUGAAAAAAAUUCCUAAACCUAAAAUUCUUACUUUGGAUCCCAAUGAUGAGAAUAUUGUUCUUGGUAUUCCUGAUGAUAUAGAUCCAGCUUUAGUUCAUAAAGAUAAUGGACCUCAACCAAAAGUGAAAAUACCUCAUCCUCAUGUUAAGAAAAGUAAAUUAUUAUUGGGAAAAGCUGGAGUAAUUAAUGUAUUAGAAGAAGAUACUCCACCACCACCACCAAAAUCACCUGAUAGAGAUCCAUUUAAUAUUUCAAAUGAUACAUAUUAUAUGCCACGAUCAUCAGAAACAACAUUACGAUUAAAAGUUGGAGGUGGAAAUUUAAUACAACACAGUACACCAGUAGUAGAAUUACGUGUUCCAUUUGUUCAAACUCAUAUGGGUCCAAUGCGCCUUCGAAAUUUCCAUAGACCACCCUUAAGAAAAUUUAGUCAUGGUCCAGUUGCUCAUUCUGGUCCACAUUCUGUAUUGCCAUUAAUAAAGCACAUCAAAAAAAAAGCCAAACAAAGAGAACAAGAAAGAAUUGCAUCUGGUGGAGGUGAUGUUUUCUUCAUGAGAACUCCUGAAGAUUUAACUGGCAAAGAUGGUGAAUUAGUACUUAUUGAAUUUUCUGAAGAGCAUCCUCCUUUAAUGAAUCAAGUAGGAAUGUGUUCUAAAGUGAAAAAUUACUACAAAAGAAAAGCGGGAAAAGAUCAAGGACCACAGAAAUACAAAUAUGGUGAAACUGCUUAUGCUCAUACAAGUCCAUUUCUUGGAAUUCUUACACCUGGUCAAAGCAUACAAGCAGUUGAAAAUAAUAUGUAUAGAGCUCCAAUUUACGAGCACAAAAUUCCAGAGACAGAUUUUUUAGUUAUCAGAACAAGACAACAAUAUUAUAUCAGAGAAGUGGAUGCUUUAUUUGUUGCUGGUCAAGAAUGUCCAUUAUAUGAAGUUCCAGGUCCUAAUUCAAAGAGAGCUAAUAAUUUUGUGAGAGAUUUUUUACAAGUAUUUAUAUAUAGAUUAUUUUGGAAAUCUCGGGAUACUCCUCGACGUAUUAAAAUGGAUGAUAUUAAAAGAGCAUUUCCUUCGCAUAGCGAAAGUAGCAUUAGAAAACGUUUGAAAUUAUGUGCUGAUUUUAAAAGGACAGGCAUGGAUUCAAAUUGGUGGGUUAUAAAACCUGACUUUAGAUUACCAACAGAAGAAGAAAUUCGAGCAAUGGUCUCUCCAGAACAAUGUUGCGCUUAUUUUAGUAUGAUUGCUGCUGAACAAAGGUUAAAAGAUGCUGGAUAUGGUGAAAAGUUCCUAUUUACCCCUCAAGAUGAUGAUGAUGAAGAAAUGCAAUUAAAAAUGGAUGAUGAAGUGAAAGUUGCACCUUGGAAUACAACACGAGCAUAUAUUCAAGCUAUGAAAGGUAAAUGUUUGUUACAACUGGCAGGACCAGCUGAUCCUACAGGUUGUGGUGAAGGAUUUUCUUAUGUUCGAGUGCCAAAUAAACCUACAAUUAGCAAAGAAGAACAAGAAGCUCAACCAAAGAGAACUGUAACUGGAACUGAUGCUGAUUUAAGAAGAUUAUCAUUAAAUAAUGCAAAAGCAUUACUUCGAAAAUUUGGUGUUCCUGAAGAAGAAAUUAAAAAAUUAUCGCGAUGGGAAGUAAUUGAUGUUGUUAGAACAUUAUCUACAGAAAAGGCUAAAGCUGGUGAAGAGGGUAUGACUAAGUUUUCUCGAGGAAAUCGGUUUUCUAUUGCUGAGCAUCAAGAAAGAUAUAAAGAAGAAUGUCAAAGAAUCUUUGAUUUACAAAAUCGUGUUUUAUCUUCUAAUGAAGUUUUAAGUACAGAUGAAGGCGAAAGUUCUGAAGAAGAUAGUUCUGACAUAGAAGAGAUGGGUAAAAAUAUAGAAAAUAUGCUUUCCAAUAAGAAAACUAGUACGCAAUUAUCUCUUGAACGAGAGGAACAACAACGACAUGAAUUACGAAAAAUGUUGAUGGGAGAAGUUCAAGAACAAGAUAAAAAAACCAAAGAAAAAAAGAAAGAUGAUGAAGAGGAUAGUCCUGUAAAUAACUUUAAUUCACAACAGGGUAGGGUUCUUAAAAUUUAUCGAACGUUUAGAAAUCCAGAAGGCAAAGAAUAUACAAGGGUAGAAUUAGUAAGAAAAUCAGCGGUAAUAGAUACUUAUAUAAAAAUUAGAAAUUCUAAAGAUGAAACAUUUAUUAAACAAUUUGCAACAUUGGAUGAAGCACAAAAAGAGGAAAUGAAGAGGGAGAAAAGAAGAAUUCAGGAACAAUUACGUAGAAUUAAACGGAAUCAAGAACGAGAACGUAUGCUUGGUGGUCCAAUGACAGGAAAUAAUGCGUCGUCGAGUAAUAUAUUUGAUCGUAGUAGUAACAAUACCCCAACAACUACAUCCUCGAAUAGUAUCCUUCCAUUCUGUAAUUCUUUCCAAUCUACUUCUCCUGCUUCUAAACAUCCUAAACCUGAUAUAUCUCCUUCUAAACGUAAGAAACCUAAACUUAAACCAGAUCUUAAACUAAAAUGUGGUGCUUGUGGUAAUGUAGGUCACAUGCGUACGAAUAAAGCUUGUCCCUUAUAUCAGAAUAGCAUAACUACAGCACCAGUAAAUGUUGCGAUGACAGAGGAACAGGAGGAAGAGAUUGAAAAGCAACUCAAUACAGAUGAUCAAGAUCUCGUUAACGUAGAUGGAACUAAAGUGAAAUUAUCAUCUAAAUUAAUUAAGCAUGCUGAAGAAAUGAAAAGGCGCACGUUACUUUUGAAAGUGCCCAAGGAAGCCGUAAAUUCCAAAAAACGAAGAAGAGCUACUGGAGAUGAUCAUUGUGAUUAUCUUAAGCGACAACAAAGACCUGCCAAUAGGCGUAGAACAGAUCCUGUUGUUGUUAUGUCUACAAUGCUAGAAAGUAUACUUAACGAAAUGAGAGACUUACCUGAUGUUCAACCUUUUCUAUUUCCUGUUAAUGCCAAGGCUGUUCCUGAUUAUUAUAAAAUUAUACAAAGGCCUAUGGAUUUGCAAACUAUACGUGAAAAUUUAAGAUUAAAGAAAUAUCAAAGUCGAGAAGAAUUUUUAGCUGAUGUUAAUCAAAUUGUAGAAAAUUCAACUCUAUAUAAUGGAAUAAAAAGUUCAUUAACAGUGGCAGCCAAACGUAUGCUGGAAACUUGUGUAGAAAGACUUGGAGAAAAAGAAGAUCGUCUGAUGAGAUUAGAAAAAGCAAUUAAUCCUUUAUUGGAUGACAAUGAUCAAGUUGCUCUUACUUUUAUUUUAGACAAUGUUGUAAAUAAUAAAUUGAAAUCUAUGACAGAAGCUUGGCCAUUUUUAAAACCAGUUAAUAAGAAAUUAGUGAAAGAUUACUAUAAUGUUAUUAAGAGACCUAUGGAUUUAGAAACUAUAUCUAAAAAAGUAUCUGCACAUAAAUAUCAUAAUCGUCAUGAAUUUCUUAGAGAUAUCGAACAAAUUUUGGAAAAUUGUACAGUAUACAAUGGAAAGGAAUCUCCAUUUACACAAAAAGCAGAAUUGCUGGUGAAAGUUUGCAAAGAAACAUUAGAUGAGUAUGAUGAACAUUUAACACAGUUAGAAAACAAUAUAUUAUUAGUACAAAAACGAGCAAUGGAACAAGCAGACAUAGAUUCUUCAUGGCUUGGAGCAGAUGAAGAAAAUUAUACUAUUGUAGAACCAGAAUUUAGAGGGAGUCAAACAAGUUCACCAGAAAACCCAUUUGGAAAAACGAACAUGGAAGAUUUUGAUUUUGUAGAUGUAGAAGGAGAUAUGGAAGGUGAUGGUAGUAGAAGUGUAAAUUCUAAAAAGAAAGAUGUUCUUGAAGAAGAUUUACAAUUCUCUAGUGAAGAUGAAUUUGAUGAAGUUCCAUUUGGUACGGAUGAACAGUCUGAGAAUGCUGAAAUGGAAACACUUGAAUUGAACGAAGUUAGAGAAAAUACAGAAGGCGGAGUAGUAUUGGCAGAUGAUGAUAGUCAACAAGCAGCAGAAGCAAUGGUUCAAUUGGGUAAUGUCGGUUUUUAUAUGACGGACCAACAAUUGCUUCAGCAAGACGAAAGUAUGGAUGUAGAUCCAAAUUAUGAUCCUUCUGACUUUUUGUUAGCUGGUUUACCAGCUAGAGAUGAAAAAAGUGAAAAUAAAAUACAGGACGAUCUUGCUGUAUCUGAAAGCGAUGAUGAUGCAGAAAAUAACGCGAAACAAAAACAGAAAACAUCACAACCAUUACCGCAACCAGAAGAAGAUGUUGGUGGUGAUCUUUGGUUUUAAACAAAUAUCAUUUAUUUUUAGUAAUAAAAUUAUUUUGUAGUUUACUUCUUAAAUCAAAAGAAUUAUAUUACAAAAUGAGAAAAAAAUAAGAGAAAAUCAAAAUAUUUAUUUCUUAUAGGAAUAAUUGAAUUUCAAUAUUUGAAAUUAAAUGAAAUGUGUAUGUUUAAAAUGAAUGAUUUUAUAAAAAGGAAAAUGAAGGUUUGAAUUCCUAUAAUACAUAUCUAUGAAUAUUAUAUAUACAUAUAUGUAAAUAUAUAGUAGAAAAUUGUUUUAUAAGUAUCACGCGUAUCUUAUUUUUUAUGCAGAAUAAACUGUAUAAAAUUUAUAAAGAAAAAUAGUCAAAAUAAAAUAAUCGAAUGUAAAAGUUUGCAAAUUCAGUUUGCUUAAAACUAUUUCUAACCAAAUUUUUGUUUAUAUAGUAAAAACAAAUUUUUUACAGUAUUAAUAUAACAUUACUUAACAAUGAUUACUGAUAUGAAAUUAAAAAAUAAAAUGGAUUAUAUACAACGAAUGUGUAAAGAUUUGUCACGCGAUCAAAAUAAACUACUUAAUAAUAUAAUUUAUAUAACAAAAAAUGCAUUACCACAUCAAUUGAUAAUUUAUGAUCCAAAUAAUAUUAUUGUAUGUAUUAUUCAACUUUAUUUUUAUUAUUAUGAUAUAUUGCUUCGAACUGAUAAUAUAUGCAUAUAUAAACGAAGAAAAAGAUAUCGACAUGCCAGAGAAUGUUACAAUAAUUUAUUGAAAAUAUAUAUUCCUAAAAAGUCUAGAGAAACUCUUGAAAUUAUACUUGAUACAAUUUGUGAAAAUAAACUUUGGGAGUUUGAAACCUUUUGUUUUGAACUUAUAUGUGAUUUAUUGAAAUAUGGUCUUAGUGGAUCAUUAAUGUUUCAUGCUAUGUGGGAUAAAAUUGAAGGUCCAAAUAUGAAUAUAGAAGAUUCAAAAAGAGUCAUGAGAAUAUUAUAUGAAUUAUUAAAUGUUUAUGAAUGGCCAAAUACUCAUGAUACAAUAAUAGUUAUUGAAAGAAUUUUAAAUCUUUUUUAUAUUUCUAUAACUACUACAGAAUCAACAAUUAAUUUUAUACCAUAUGCAACACUUAAAAAAAGUUUGGAAGUUUGUAUCAUUAAUAUGGUAAAACAUAUAUAUAAUUAUCAUCUUCUCAUCAUAAUUCAUCAUAUGUGUUCAUGGGUUGUUGAAACAGAAAUGACUGAUGAAUUUAUAUUACAAUUUGGUAGUACACUUGAAUAUAUAGCCUUCAUACAUAAUGUAACAUUAUACGAGAAAACUUUAACUCCAAAGAUAUUUCCAUUAUUAAUGGAAAUGAUAGCAUCAACAAGUAAGAUAAGCAGCUUAUUAGGUAAUCGAGUUAUUCAACAUUUGCUUGAUAGAAAAGAAAAUAAAGCAAAUUUUGAUACACCUAAGAUAUUUUUUGAAGAUGCUAACUUUGACAUAAAAAUGGAACGAUAUUAUAAAGAAGAUAAACUAUUCUGUAAAUAUCAUAGAGAAAUUUUACAUGACAGUUUUCUAAAAGGUAUUUUAAAUCAUUGUACAUCACGUAUGAAUUUAGAAUCAAUAUAUUGUACAAUAUGUCUGAUUGCUGUAGAAGUUCCAUGUGGAUUUACAGCAGCAGCUGUAGUUUGUCUUUUAAUGAAUUUACAAGAUAUAACUUUAAAAGGACAAAAUAAACGUCAUGUUGAAAUAUCGUAUCAUAUACAUGCAACAGUGAUAGCAAUUAUGUCUCUUUUAUGUUGGAUUCAUAAAGCUGAUGUAUUUUACGAAUAUGUGAAUAAAAUAAUGUUGGAAAGGGCACAA
Apis cerana (Asiatic honeybee) is the source of this 8913-nucleotide messenger RNA. It is a transcript of the gene Taf1, whose product is annotated as TATA-box binding protein associated factor 1. Gene Ontology annotation, biological process: transcription by RNA polymerase II; RNA polymerase II preinitiation complex assembly; DNA-templated transcription initiation. Gene Ontology annotation, cellular component: transcription factor TFIID complex. Gene Ontology annotation, molecular function: DNA binding; TBP-class protein binding; histone acetyltransferase activity. Lineage: Eukaryota; Metazoa; Arthropoda; Insecta; Hymenoptera; Apidae. The record is from RefSeq and is a predicted model, not a curated record.